This is a messenger RNA of Elgaria multicarinata webbii, 922 nucleotides long. RefSeq names its product phospholipase D family member 6 (gene PLD6). The record is from RefSeq and is a predicted model, not a curated record. The transcript has 2 exons. Lineage: Eukaryota; Metazoa; Chordata; Lepidosauria; Squamata; Anguidae. Gene Ontology annotation, biological process: piRNA processing. Bases 1 to 744 code for a protein of 247 amino acids. Gene Ontology annotation, molecular function: RNA endonuclease activity producing 5'-phosphomonoesters, hydrolytic mechanism. Gene Ontology annotation, cellular component: mitochondrion.
AUGGAGCGCGCAUGCGCAGCGGCAGCCCCACCGGCUCCUGAGGCGAGGAUGUGGCGCGGGAAGGGGCGGGCGCUGCUCGCGUUUGGGCUCGGCGUGGCUUUUGAGGCGCUGGCCUGGUGGCUACUGAGGUGGCGCCGGCGGCGACUGGGGACGUCGUCGUCGCCGGUGCGCGAGGUGCUUUUCUUCCCGUCGCGCGUGACCUGCGUCGAGGGGCUGCUGGCGGAGGAGGAGGCCGCGGCCGCCCGCCGCGCCCCGUGCGCGUGCCCGCUGCCCCACGGCGAGAGCGCGCUCAGCCGCCUCCUGGCCCGCGUGCUGUCGGCGCGGCGCUCGCUCGACCUCUGCCUCUUCGCCUUCUCCAGCCCGCAGCUCCGCCGGGCCGUCGUCCUCUUGCACCGGCGGGGCGUCCGCGUCCGCGUCGUCACCGACGCCGACUACAUGGCCCUCAGGGGCUCCCAGAUCGGGCCCCUCCGGAUGGCCGGAAUUCAGGUACGUCAUGAUCAGGAAACUGGCUACAUGCACCAUAAAUUUGCCAUCAUUGACAAAAAGAUGCUAAUCACUGGCUCUUUGAACUGGACCACUCAAGCAAUCCAGAACAACAGAGAGAAUCUGCUGAUAGUGGAGGACAGAGACUGCGUGAAUAUUUUUGUAGCAGAAUUUGAAAAGAUUUGGGAGAACUACAAUCCAGUUAAUUAUAUUUUUUUCCCCCAAAAAGAAAAACAAGUAUUGAAAAAGAAUAAAACUUAAGAAAUGGCAAUUUAACAGCAGUAAAUACUUUAGUUCAAAGAGUGAUGUUCAAAGUUUGGUUCAGAUGCUCAUGCUAUUUGAGAAUGGCAGUCUUUUUUUAACAAUAACCAAGUAACAAAAGUAAAGAAUUGUACACUACUAUGUUGUCAGUGGGUUUCCCCCCCUGAGAAAUAGUGAU